Messenger RNA from Chinchilla lanigera (long-tailed chinchilla), 1713 nucleotides. It is a transcript of the gene Tcf23, whose product is annotated as transcription factor 23. NCBI's taxonomy places the organism in Eukaryota, Metazoa, Chordata, Mammalia, Rodentia, Chinchillidae. Gene Ontology annotation, molecular function: DNA-binding transcription factor activity, RNA polymerase II-specific; protein dimerization activity; RNA polymerase II transcription regulatory region sequence-specific DNA binding. The transcript is spliced from 4 exons. Gene Ontology annotation, biological process: developmental process; regulation of transcription by RNA polymerase II. The record is from RefSeq and is a predicted model, not a curated record. Bases 145 to 717 code for a protein of 190 amino acids.
CAGGACUGAGUUGGCGCCAACUUACUCAGAUGUAGACAUUGCUGGCUGGAUGGCCAGCCUGCCCCAGCUAGCCUGAGCCCAAGGGCUCCCUCAGGCACCGUGCUCCUGCUGUGAGGCUGCAGCCCUGUACCCCAGGGGAGUGGCAUGUCACAAAGGGAGGUCCGAGGGCCACCGGCGAUGCCAAGAGUGGAGCAUGGCCGGGCGAAGGCCAAAACACGGCUGCUGCCAGCCACUGAUAGGAAGAGGCGCCACCUCGGCAGGACAAGGCAAGACCCGUGGGGAGAGACCAGCUGGAGUGACCAAAGAUGGAGCAGAGCUGUCCCUAGCCCUAGAGGUGCCAGGGCUAGGGGCCCAGCUUGUGGCAGGAGCGAGGCGAGUCCUGAGAAUGCGGCGCGGGAGCGCAGCCGGGUGAGGACCCUGCGCCAGGCCUUCCUGGCCCUGCAAGCCACUCUGCCUGCUGUGCCGCCUGACACCAAGCUCUCUAAGCUGGACGUGCUGGUGCUGGCUACCAGCUACAUAGCCCACCUCACCCGCACACUUGGCCACGAGUUGCCCAGCCCUGCCUGGCCACCCUUUCUGCGUGGGCUCCGCUACCUGCACCCUCUCAAGAAGUGGCCCAUGAGAUCUCGUCUCUAUGCUGGAGGCCUGGGAUGCUCUGGCCUUGACUCCACCACAGCCAUCACCUCCAGCCAAAAAGCAAAGGAAGCAGAGGGCUGACUACAUCACUCUAGUGGAGAAGACCAAGAGGCCAGGAAGGAUGAAGCUGUUGGAGGCUGAGGAAGGCAGAUCCCACCAGGACACCUUUCUUCGGCUGCCUCGAGCUCAGGCGAAGUUGUUCUAGUGCCCAGAAAAGACCUGAGUGACCCAGGAGCCAGCUCCCCAAGCUGGAGGGAGCUCAGGCCAGAGUCAGAAGGGCUGGCAGAGGGAAGGGAGGCACAAAGGCAGGUCCAGGGGGUGACUGGGAGCACCCAAAGAGGAACCUGACAGCAGCCUCCCUGAUAAGCACAAUGCUUACGACAGCUUGGAGCCUGGGGUAUGUAAACCAACCAAGUCCAGGAGAAAUGCCUUUUGUCUCUGCAGCAAAGAAGAAAAAUGCCCACUCACCAGGACACUUCGAGUCUCACCGGUGCUGGGGCAUGGGAUGGAGCAGCUAGAGGCUGCAGAGGCGGCCCAGAUCCGCAUCAUGCGCAGUUUCUGCUCCCUAGAAACAAAGGUGUGGAGGAAGGAGCUGUGGAAGUUAACAGGAUCACGAGUGCCAAGUGAUGGGAAGGUGGUCUGCCUCGGGAUGGAGGAACGGCUGCUCCCUGAGCUUGGUCUACUUGGCUUUCUUGCACUGCCUGUCAUGGGACACGAGAUAGGCAGAGGCAGGCGGUGAGGAGGACAGCCCCGUCACCUCGCUUGGCUUUCUCGUACACAGAGCAGCACGAGAGCAGGGCGGAGGCCUGGGUGGGCUGUGGAGGAACAGAACUGGCCAAGGGGUAAAUAAGGGUUGUGUGGCCGCUGUGGUGUUUACCACCCAGGAACAAGAGUAAUUAGAAAUAGAAGAUCAAGGUAGCUUCCUCCCUCUCCCUCUAGGAGGAGCCUAGUUAAAGUAAAUUAGACAGAAGGUCCUCUUCUUUUUCUGGCACCAGCCUUGUAGGCUUUUUCUACUCAGUAGGCCAAAUCCAGUUCCCCACUCAUCUUUGUAAAUAAAGUUUUAUUCAAACACAGCCA